CUUGUAUUGGAAAAUAUAGGGGUGCUGUGUCUAUCUCGUUGACAUUUAAUAGGUGUUCUGUGUCUUGUGACCUGAGGGGGGCAGCAAUGCACUGACCGUGCCUAGCCUGCCGACAACCAAGAAGAAGAAGAAGAAAAAUGACACGACGAAGAACGCGAGGCUAAUGUUUUACGUGUUUGUUUUUUGUUUCCUUUAGGCAUAAUUAGCAGUUAUUUUAAAGCAACAACGUCUUUAUGUUACAGAUUAUUGACAUCGUUUGUCCAAUCAUUGUAUUUUGUUCGGAAAAAGCAUAAGCCAGGCUGUCCAGCCAUGACACGGUGGGCACGAGCCAACAAUGUUCAUAAACACAAACCAGCCGAUGCCACCCCAUGGAGUCAGCUCAGAGCAGCAACAGGUCACCGUAACACCCCAGGAGCUUCUGCAGGAGAUAGACAGAGAUACCAGAAGGACCAUUUGAGGAGGACGCAGCCUAGCGGCUCGGCUGUGAGAAAACCCAACCGUAAGAAGAAAGAGUAUGUCAGUGAGGAUGUGAAUGGUUUCUUGGAUUAUCUGAAGGAUAAAGGACAACCGUUGCCUCAAGGAGAUAACGGAGGGAGCGUGGAAGACCAGGGCCUCAGGGAAGAGGUGGCAAUUGCCCUGAAAAAAGACAAGAGAAGAGAGGACAGAAGGAUAAAGAGGCAGAGAGACAAGAACAACAAAAUGAUUUGUUUUAACUGCAGAAAGCCGGGCCACGGCCUCACAGACUGCCCAGAGGCUGACAGAGAUCAGGAGAUGGGCAGAGGCAUCUGCUACCGCUGUGGCUCAACGGAACACGAGAUUCAAAAAUGCAAAGCUAAAGUGGACCCUGCACUUGGGGAUUACCCGUAUGCAAAGUGCUUCAUCUGCGCUCAGACUGGCCAUUUGUCAGCUUCUUGUCCAGACAAUCCUAAAGGACUGUACGCAGCAGGAGGUUGUUGUCGCGUUUGUGGAUCAGUGGAACAUUUCCAGAAAGACUGUCCGGAGCACCAGGCUUCAAGUAACUCUGUGACAUUGGACUGGUUGUCCAACAAUAUGAGUGCAGACUACGAGGCCGUGCAUGUUCCAGUGAAAAAAGUCAAGCCUAAACAACCUAAGGUAGUGGUGUUCUGAGUUACCAAGGAGACGACACACACCCUGUAGAUGGACAGCAUGGAUGAAAC
Messenger RNA from Thalassophryne amazonica, 1178 nucleotides. RefSeq names its product zinc finger, CCHC domain containing 9 (gene zcchc9). The transcript has 6 exons. Gene Ontology annotation, molecular function: zinc ion binding; nucleic acid binding. The coding region runs from base 310 to 1128 and encodes 272 amino acids. NCBI's taxonomy places the organism in Eukaryota, Metazoa, Chordata, Actinopteri, Batrachoidiformes, Batrachoididae. The record is from RefSeq and is a predicted model, not a curated record.